Molecule: messenger RNA, 1916 nt
Organism: Nothobranchius furzeri (turquoise killifish)
Lineage: Eukaryota; Metazoa; Chordata; Actinopteri; Cyprinodontiformes; Nothobranchiidae
Source: RefSeq, a predicted model, not a curated record
UGUUUAAAGAAUUUAUUAAGCAGGAAUUUAAAUGUACAUCUAAAUAAAAUUCUCCAGAAGUACCGGGCUGGCCACGGAUAUGCCUGACUUUAAAUCUGCUCACCAAAGAGGUAUAGUGACAGGUGAAGAAACAUUAAAAAAAAGGUAAAUAUCAUCCCAAUAUAUCAGUAGGCAGAUAUAAUAAUCUAACUCUAAUUUAAGGUUCUACAACUCCAUUUUCCAAUUAAACUGCUUUAUUUUGAUCACCUAAUUUUUUGUUUUGUUUAAUUCUGCACUGAUUCUGAAUUUCUAACACUGUUUAAACAAAAAAACUGGUGUUUGGUCAGAGCUAAAGUGUAAUCCUGUUUGUGGCCAGCCAUGCAUUUCCAGAGAAACAUGAGGCAUCUGAGGAAUUAGAGAACGUGGAUAAGAACAUGUUAUGAUCUGAAAUUAGCUGCACAACAGAGCAUGUGGACCAUGGGUAAGCUUGGAUUGAGUAGAAAGAAAACAGCACUCUUAGUAAAUGUACACGCCAUAGAAAUCCCCAAAUUGUACCGAUCUGGUGCCAAACAUUAAACCAUUUAUUUUAAAGCUACUCAUUGAAUUUGAGCUGUUAUUAAACACAGUAGGACCUCACAUUAUGCUCCCGUUGGAGAUGUUGUUUUUAAAAAAAAACUCAUACUAAUUAGAGGAUUAAAGUCACUCACAAACAAAUAACAACAUCCCUGUAAUUUAGCUGAGAUAAUCAUGGGUAUUAUGUCUGAACAGCGACUGGGAGCACCUAUAAAACCGGGUGUUAGUGUAGGUCCAAAUGGCAACACAGGGGACAAACCUGACUGGAGAAGAUGGAGCAGAUGGCCCUCCUGUGUGUGCUUUCGACUUGCUUCUCAGCUGUGCAAGCUCAGAAUUAUUUGCUGAGUCCAAAAUGGGUCCCUGUUGGCUUUAGAGAGCGUGAAGAGCGAGGCGAUGCAACAGCGAUGGAUAAAAUAAUCCAAGCGAAUGAGUUCCACGCCACCAGAAUCAUUGAUGGCACUACCACUCUCCGAGAAGGAGACAUUGCUGUCUCCUCUGGAAGACGCUCCAAAGUCUGCUUUGCUCGAAGCUGCUUGUGGUCAAAGUCAGUGGAUGGACAUGUCUAUGUCGCAUACAUGCUCUCCCCUGAAUACACUGAAAUUGAGGAAAAGCUGAUAAAGAAGGGGAUGGACAACAUCGAGGAUGGUACCUGCAUCCGUUUUGUUCCUCGUACUCACCAGAGAGACUACCUUGACAUCCAAUCAAAGUCUGGGUGUUGGUCCUACCUUGGCUCUCGUGGUGGAAGACAGACCGUGUCUCUGCAGAACCCUGACUGCAUGCAGGUUGGCGUGAUCUCCCAUGAAUUUAUGCACGCCCUGGGCUUCGUGCACGAGCAGUCCCGCUUUGACCGAGACAACUACAUCACCAUCAUGUGGCCAAACAUUUGGAGAGAUCGGUUUAGAAACUUUGAGAAGUUCAAAACCGAGAAUCUGGACCUUCCUUAUGACUACAGCUCCAUCAUGCACUUUGGGAUGUAUGCAUAUUCGAUGGACGGAGAACCAACCAUCGUUCCGAAGACCAACAGGAACAUUAAGCUCGGCCAGGCGUCCUCUCUCAGCCACGUUGACAAGCUGAAAAUCAACAGACUGUAUCAGUGUGCUGUAAAAGACGAUUAGCAACCGACCCAAACUGAACCCGAAAAUGAAUCCUCUGAGAGCAAAUCGAGAAUACAAACUUCUGCGACAUCCUGCAACGAUCCAUUCAAGCUUUCUAUCAGCGCUAACUUUGUUUAAUUCAAUUUAUCUGUUUAAACAAAUCGUGCUGAACGAGUAAGGAGAACAACUUCCUGUGAAACUGGAUUAAAGCUUAGUCUUGUCAUCUUUAUGUUUCCACUCACUUCCUGUAAUAAAAAAUCAUGAAUCAAA